AUGGUCGCGACGCAAAAGCUCUAUCCUCGCGGUACCGUGAAGCGCAUUGUCAAAGCACACGCCGGGCGCAAUAUCAGCAAGAAUGCCGAUGUUUUGAUCUUCCUGGACUACAUGCUGUUUAUGCAAGAGCUUAUGCGCGAAGCAUCUAUUCGGUCACGAAAAUCGGGCGAAAAGGGUAUAUCUGCAAGGAGUAUUCGCAGGGUGACUGAGCAUUGGCUUAUGGUUAAUGUUAUGCAUGUAGACAACGUUGCGCAAGAUGAGAGGAUAGUCGUCUUCUUCUUUUCUUUCGAGGCAUGGGUUUGGGCGUUUGGUGAUAUACCUUGUGCUUCUGGUUCAUGCAGCUGCGGCGGCCUGAGUCAGCCAGCCAAGAGCGGAGACACAAACAAGCUUGGAGAAAUCCGAUCGCCUUCCAUCGACUUCUUCUCCUCUUGUCACACCAAACAAACCCAUUUCCUUGCACAAAUUCUCCUUGCUUGUACCAUUCUCCCUUUCAAGCUUCACUCCAACCUUCGUGAAAAGAAGAAUCAAGAGAAAUUCUCUUUGCCCUUCCACUCCUGCCAUCACCUUCUCCACACAUUCGUCACCAUGUCUUCUGCAAUCAACAACAACCUCCCUCCACAGUCCGACUCCUCCAAGGCGUCUUCGAAGAAGAAGCGAGGGAAGAACGAGGCUUCUGUGAAUGGCUCUGUUUCCACUCCCACGCCAUCAAACCCUGACCUCGACACUGUCAAACCCGAGUCAGUUGUCAACGGCGUCAACGGCGUGACCGACGAUCUGGAGUCUAGCUUCUUCAAGGACCUUCACCGAAACUUACGAAACGCCACAAAGAAACUCAAUGCCACAGCCAAGGUCGAUAGCAUCAUUGCAGAAUACCCUGGAAAAUCACUUGACCUGCUCGUCGCAGAGAAGAAAAUCAAUGCGGACCAGCGAGCCCAGGUUCUGAAGAAGCCCGCCCUGCAAGCGCAGGUCGCACAAAUCGAGGAGCAAAUCAAUCAAUACAAGCAAUUCGCUGCACACUACGAGGAGCGCCUUGUCAGCCAGAAGACUGCACUGGAAAAGACACAUAAAGAGGAGCUUGAAGCCGCUCGUGAGAACGCUGUGGCUGAGUUAAAGGGAUCUCAGGACAAGACUGUUCGUGAGCAGUUGCUGAUACUCAGUCAAUUUCUGCGUGCCGCGGCAUCUUUCAGACGUGCGGGUGACGGGGCGGCUGUUGACAGUCAAGCUUUCGAAGGCGUGCUGCUUCAGGUCUACGGUGGUAAUCAGGAUGCCGUCGAGUCUAUGCUUAAGCUUAUCGGUGGAUCUGAGGAGAAAGUCACUGGAAUUGACGGUCAGGUCUUGGACGCGACAUAUGCUAGAGUGAAAGAGCUCUCCGAGGAGCAAGCCCCUCCGGCUCCAGUCGAAGAGCCAUCGGCCGCUGAAACCGACCCAACCAUUGCUAAUGCAGGCCUUACUGAGCUCCAAGACGCACCAGUGUCCGCUACAGCAGAUGCUAGCACUUUUGGUUCUGAAGGUCAACCCGUUCAGGCUACAGAGCCAGUUCUCGCCCCAACACAGACUGCUGCUGGAGACGGGGCAAACUCAUUGGCGGCCAGUUGGGAACCCCAAACCUCUGGGUCUCUAGCCGCUUCUGGCGACGAAUGGGUUGAAGUUCCAAGUAACCCUACCGAAGGCGAGUCCCCAUCGACAACUGCCGCAGCUCAGCCCUCUACCAGCUGGGCCGAGGAUGUCCCUACCGGUGCUGCUCCCACUGAAAGGGGCGACGGUUUUGAACAGGUAGUUCAUCACCAGCGACAGAACAGUGUUCGUGGCGGUGGACGAGGUGGACGCGGACGCGGCCGGGGCGAUGGAUCCCGUGGUCGUGGUGGACGAGGCGAAUUCCGAGGUCGUGGCCGUGGACGCGGCGAAUUUAAAGGCGGACGUGGCCGUGGUGGACUUGGUGGUGGCCCUCAAGUCGCCCGCCGCGAAGCUGUUGCAACUAACUAA
This is a messenger RNA of Talaromyces atroroseus, 1983 nucleotides long. RefSeq lists its product as hypothetical. Gene Ontology annotation, biological process: kinetochore assembly; mitotic cell cycle; chromosome segregation. Bases 1 to 1983 code for a protein of 660 amino acids. NCBI's taxonomy places the organism in Eukaryota, Fungi, Ascomycota, Eurotiomycetes, Eurotiales, Trichocomaceae. Gene Ontology annotation, molecular function: protein heterodimerization activity. The record is from RefSeq and is a predicted model, not a curated record. Gene Ontology annotation, cellular component: nucleoplasm; kinetochore. The transcript has 8 exons.